Molecule: messenger RNA, 3387 nt
Organism: Emericellopsis cladophorae
Lineage: Eukaryota; Fungi; Ascomycota; Sordariomycetes; Hypocreales; Bionectriaceae
Product: Nucleoporin-like protein
Exons: 3
Coding region: 1-3387 (1128 amino acids)
Cellular component (GO): nuclear pore
Molecular function (GO): structural constituent of nuclear pore
Source: RefSeq, a predicted model, not a curated record
AUGGACACUGGCGAGACACAGUAUCUCUUCAAAGAGACCCGUCUAAACCUCGAGCCUCCAUCCGCCGCAUCUAUUGUCAGCGUCUGCGUCCCAGCGAACCACAAGCCCACGAGGGCCACGGCCGAAGACGAGUCGACUUUUCGAGCCAGGAAUCUCGCAAGUGCCUCGACAAUCUAUCACAGAAAAUACCACCAUUCACCACGCAGCUUCUUGUGGCGCAUCCUAGAUGACGGAACCACGCUGAGCAUCCGGGUUGUUGAUGUUGCGCGGCGGGACAAGAAUACGCCCGAUGUGUCACUGGUCCUGAACUUCAAUUUCGCGACGCCGAUUCUACCAAAUUGCGUGGCGCUAGCCGAUCCGAAAGAGCACGAUGCGCUGUGUAUCUUUGUGAUCGACGAGGCGCGGGUGCUAUGGACUCUGACGUUGAGACCUGACACUUUGCGGCGGCGGACAGCCGUUGACGCUGCGUUGGCAGAUGUCGCGAAGCGCCAGGCACCUGCAGGGCUGUCGACCAAGUAUCCUCAUCGCAUGGUGGCCGUCGAUUCGAAUAUGCUGCUGGUCACGGUGAAUGAUGGAGGAAUGAUUCGCUUUGACCGGUCUGUAUCUGAUUCCGGCAAGCACACCAUUCGACACGGCAAAGUCAACAUGGAGUACAGCGCAGCAACCGCUCUCAAAGUCACGUCACUAGGCGUCGAAGACUGUCUGUACGUAGUGACCGUUUGUCUCGACCAUCGACUGCGCAUCUGGAACGUCGGCGACGGUCAAAUCCUGCACACCGGCGACAUCCUCGAUGUAGACCGCGAGCCUCAGGAUGUGGGCAAAUGGGUCAUUGACCCUGCGCAAUCCAACCUUGUUCAAAUCGUUGGCCGCACCCGGGGCCAGAGGAUAUGCGCCACCUACUCACCCAUCGGGGCAGGAGAGUUCAAGUUCUGGAAGAUUGUUGCAAAGGGAACCCACAGCGUAGACGUGGUCGAUCUUUUUCCCGACGUCAGCCUUGUCCCUGUAUUGCCGUCCUCGGACGUGUGGACGCUGGCCGACUUCGUCUUGUCCUCGCCCGCCGAGGGCAUUAUGAACUUGUGGACGCUCUGGAAGAACAACAUGACGUACAAGGUGCAGCGACUGCCACUCGAUAGGAAGAACAUGGCACGUUCGUGGGAGGAGAGCUGGGAAGGAGUGUUCCUGGACACAAGCGCGUGGCCACCGGCUUCAUCAGGGCCAAACGAUCCAACUGAUGUCACCGAAAAGUGGUUGCGCACCAUCCUUCAGCCAGGAGCGUUCACCAAGGCGACUCUCAACACCGCUCUGGCAAUUUACGAGCAUGGUCUGGGCACGUCAAAGGAGAACGUCAAAGGCAGGGGCAUUGCAGAGGCUAUCUGCACAGUUCUAGGCUCGACAGCAUCCUUGGAAAGGGGCCCUUCAGGAUCCAUUGACUACGAGCAAUUCCGAUCGUCCAACGAAACACAGUGGCGGAGAUUCUACAGGCUCCUAGUGGAGCUCGACAGGCAACGAGGCGAGGCCAUCAGCUUGUCUGUCGAUCACGAGCUGGACACGGCUUGGGUGAUAUGUGCCGAUCUUGUCUCGGUGGUCCACGAUUGCAGUGCGUUGGAGAGGUUGUAUUACAAUGCCGGUACACCUGAGGAGGGACAGGAAGACCUUACAACGCUCAUCAACGUAGGGCUGUCAUUUGUUGAUGGGUUCUCCGACAACUUUGUCCAGCUGUCAGAGGCUGCCUUGCGCUCAGAGCUCUUUGAGGAAUCGUCAAAGACCGACUUGGAAAGGAUUCAGUAUUUCUCAGACAAGUCAGGGUUCUGGCGAGGCAUCACCGAUGAUGACUGUGCCCAGGUUGUGGAUGCCCUGGGUGACAAUUUCAAGAUUGUCACCGAGGACCUGUGUGGGGAUGUUUUGGACUUGAUCAGAACGCCCAGUGACUCACACAAACGCGCCCAGGUGCCUUUGAGCGAAUUUGGACACAAGUUGGCGCUCAAAGGCGUAGAGGACAGUGUCGAGCUGUACUGGAGGGUCUGCUUCAGCCAACUGAUUCUGCUUGUCCACAUGGAGUUCGAGUUCGACAACGAGGAGGAUGCACUGCAUAACCGCAUAGCCAUCGGACAGUUCUACCGACGUAUGUUGACUGCCCUCAGGCGCCUGGAGCUCCUCAGAUGGCUUGGACGUACCGAUCUAAGCGUGCCCGAAAUCAAGGAUAAGGGUAUGUCCGGUGCGGCGUCGAAGAGGAACGCAGAGGAGCCUCCCGUCAUAACGGCCUUGGAAGCGAAUGUAGGCCAGCUCUUCGACUUGCGCUUGGUGAAGAAGGGGUCACUAGCCGCCAAUCUGACCGACCUAGUGGCGGAUAUGUGCGCCAUUGACAGCGAGAUCGAUAUCGUCCCAACACUCAUCCAGUGCAACUUCUUGCGCCACCAAAGGGCGGAUCUGGCUCUGGAGACGGCUCCCUUCUGUGACCACGAACCUUUCUCUGUGUAUGUCCAGGGACGCGUGUUCCUCGCGCUGCAGGACUUCAACGCCGCGGCCACGCAAUUUAGGAAAGCAGCUAUUGGGCUGAGUUCUACCAAGCACAAACUGUCCCGCCAAAGCGUCGGUUUAUUGAACGAGACGGACUGGAAACUUCUCAACAACGGACCGGGCAAAUACUAUUCACACAUUGUUGCCCUGUACGAGCAGCAAAGGGCCUACUCCUACGUCGUGGACUUUGCCCGCCUAGCAGUCCAAUUUCACGGCAAAGAAUCUGGCAAUGAUUUGACAAGGACAGACAUGCUGAGCCGCUUGUUCAACGCCGCUGUGGCCACUUCGCAAUUCCAGCUCGCGCAUACGACUCUGCUGUCGCUGCAGGAUGGUGCUAUGAGACAUUCCAACCUACGAAAGCUCGUCGACAGGAUGUGCGCAACAUGCCACAGCAAUGAGCUUGUGGCACUCUCAUUCCCCGCCAUGCAGCAGGAUGUCGAUGACAUUCUCACGCAGCGGUGCCAAACCUCGUUCGACGUCUUGGACGGGUUCCCCUACCACCAAGUGCUCUACUCGUGGCGGAUACGGCACGGAAACUUCCGCGGAGCUGCGUCUGUUUUGCUGGAUCGCAUACAGAAGCUCAAGAUUGCCGGAGAGGGCGACAAGAUCACCGGGGACGACGUGCUUGACACACCCGUCACAAAGCAGUACCUGCUGUUAAUCAACGCUUUGAACUGUGUCGAGGCAAAGGAAGCCUGGGUGUACGACGAAGGGGUAUCGGAAGGCACUGCUGCGGGGCUGCCCGCCAAGAGGACGGUGGUGUCCCUGGCCGACAUUCGCAAGCAAUAUCAGGACGAGCUGGACAGGAUCGCCUCCAUCCAGAACAACCAAUUUGAAUUUGCAGAGGACGACGUGAUGGAACUCACAUGA